CAAGAAGAUAGGAUGGAAAAGCAGAAGGGAACACUCGGCGACACCGGCUAAUGGCUCCAGAUAGCCAGACAACAACUGUCCUUCUGUCAUCGGACUGGGAGUUUCCCCUCGCGACGGACUCUGCUCUUGAACGCGUGCCUAUGGAGAACCUACCAGGCCAAACACUGUCGUUUCCACCAUUGUCGGGCUUACUUGAUGCCCUCAUUGAGAGCUGGCUAGACGGUCCUAGUGACGAGGAUCCGCUACUGCUGCACUUGGCUGUUCAGUUUAACUAUCUCUACGAAUAUGCUCCAGCAUUGAAAGAGCGAUCAUUUGUUCACGGGCUAAUUUUUACCCCUGAAAACCUGGUGUGCGCGCUGACUGCAGUGCCCUUAAGUCAGUGUAUUAUUGCGUUUGCUGUAAGGGGUCAUGUCUCUGCUUGAUAUGCAAGGAUCUACGACGCAAGAAUAAUCUCCAAGACAGUGGUCUUCUAUUAGUAUCUGUAACCUCGAAACUCCCAACUCAACUUUUAUACAAAGGUAUCUCUAAUAUAAACUACAGAAUUAUCUUCCCC
Aspergillus novofumigatus IBT 16806 is the source of this 553-nucleotide messenger RNA. RefSeq lists its product as uncharacterized. The transcript has 2 exons. Lineage: Eukaryota; Fungi; Ascomycota; Eurotiomycetes; Eurotiales; Aspergillaceae. The record is from RefSeq and is a predicted model, not a curated record. Bases 51 to 422 code for a protein of 123 amino acids.